AUGGGGAUGGAUAUCCACGACGUGGUGCGACAUCAGGACUCGAGCCACUUUGCACAGGGAGGGAUCCGCGGAGCACCGUACGAAGUCCCGCGCAGCGAACCAGGACCGACGGCACCACGCACGAGCUUCUACGGCGACGAAGGGCAGAUGCACUCGCAAGAUGUCUUCGGUUCGCAGGGUUUGCCUGGCCAGCAGCGUCAACUCUCCGACCAUCACAUGUUCGCUAACGAGUUGCAGCAACAGACAGACCAGUCGCGGAGUCAGGACGGAGUUCGUAGCGAGAAUUGU
This is a messenger RNA of Phytophthora nicotianae INRA-310, 288 nucleotides long. RefSeq lists its product as hypothetical. The record is from RefSeq and is a predicted model, not a curated record. The transcript has a single exon. The annotation marks the transcript as partial. NCBI's taxonomy places the organism in Eukaryota, Oomycota, Peronosporomycetes, Peronosporales, Peronosporaceae.